ACAAUUUUAUUUAUUGUAAUUGCUCCCUAUUGAGGCUCCACGACAUCCCUCCACGUUCCACGUGUCCUCUCUCUCUCUCUCUCUCUCUCUCUCCGUCUUCGCUUUCAAGAGCAGAAUGGAAUAGAAGCCCCGGACCGCAAAACACUGAAAAGGAAUUCCUCCAGAGACGACUCUGUGUGUGUGUGUGUGUGUGUGAGAGAGAGAGAGAGAGAGAGAGACACUGAGAUAGCCUCGGGGGGUUUUGGGGCUCAAAUUAGGGUUUUUGGUUUUGAGAAUCGGUUCUGAUUCUGGGUUUUUUCUUCCCUUCCCUCACACUUCGUGAGUGAAAAAAAGUCGAGAUGUAUAUAGCUUCUAUGAGAAAAUCAUUCAAGGACUCUCUCAAAGUUCUUGAAGCUGACAUUCAGCACGCGAAUACUCUAUGCAGUGCGUCAGAUUUUCCAAGGGAGUAUGAUGGUGCCUGCCUCCAGAUGAGGAUGUCAUAUAGUCCGGCAGCACACCUGUUCCUCUUUCUGGUCCAAUGGACAGACUGCCACCUUGCAGGAGCCCUUGGACUGUUAAGAAUCCUCAUUUACAAGGUUUAUGUGGAUGGCACAACCACCAUGUCCACUCAUGAAAGAAAAGCGAGUAUAAGGGAGUUCUAUGCGGUAAUUUAUCCCUCUCUACUGCAACUUCAAAGAGGUGUUACUGAUACAGAAGAUAAAAAGCAGAAGGCAGUUUGUGUGGAGAGGUAUCGAAGGAGAGAUGAUGGGGAAUAUAGACAGUUCUCAGAUGUAGACGAUGAAAGAGAGGAAGAAUGUGGAAUAUGCAUGGAAAUGAAUAGUAAGAUUGUAUUGCCCAACUGCAAUCAUGCCAUGUGCUUGAAAUGUUACCGUGAAUGGCGAUCGCGGUCACAGUCGUGUCCCUUUUGUCGUGACAGUCUUAAGAGAGUGAACUCAUGUGAUCUCUGGGUAUUCACCGACGGCAAGGACGUAGUCGACUUGGCAACGGUAACGAGGGAGAAUCUUAGGAGGCUUUUCAUGUAUAUAGAUAAGUUACCGUUGAUUGUGCCCGAAACUCUUUUUGAUACUUAUGAUUCUCACCUAAGGUGAUGAGUAGAAUAAAACACAAAAACAAAAACAAAAAAAAGCCCACCGUCUCUUGUGGUCUCUAAAUGAACAGUUCUCCCGUUCGUCUUGGUUACAUAAGGACCAUUUAUUCGGCAAAUUUAGAUCAGCUGAAAUUCCAGUGCUUUCUUCCCGCUUCUAAUCAGAAGAACCCAGCCUGAAUUAUGAUGGGCUGGUGCGUGAAGUUGAGAUAGUCUUCUAAUUUGGAGGGUUCAUCGAUUGUAUUUAAGAACCAUUUGUAUAUGUCUGUGACUCUGUAUAGCUUGAAGCUUGCUUAUAAAGAAGCAUUUGAAAA
Messenger RNA from Carya illinoinensis, 1398 nucleotides. RefSeq names its product E3 ubiquitin-protein ligase AIRP2-like. The record is from RefSeq and is a predicted model, not a curated record. Gene Ontology annotation, molecular function: ubiquitin protein ligase activity. The transcript is spliced from 5 exons. Bases 339 to 1088 code for a protein of 249 amino acids. Lineage: Eukaryota; Viridiplantae; Streptophyta; Magnoliopsida; Fagales; Juglandaceae. Gene Ontology annotation, biological process: protein ubiquitination.